Molecule: messenger RNA, 2593 nt
Organism: Puntigrus tetrazona (Sumatra barb)
Lineage: Eukaryota; Metazoa; Chordata; Actinopteri; Cypriniformes; Cyprinidae
Gene: septin8b
Product: septin 8b
Exons: 9
Coding region: 124-1395 (423 amino acids)
Biological process (GO): cytoskeleton-dependent cytokinesis
Cellular component (GO): cell division site; septin complex; microtubule cytoskeleton
Molecular function (GO): molecular adaptor activity; GTP binding; GTPase activity
Source: RefSeq, a predicted model, not a curated record
AGAGAGAGAGAGAGAGAGAGAGAGAGAGAGAGAGAGAGAGAGAGAGAGAGAGAGAGAGAGCGAGCCAGCGCCAGCGCAAUAAAUGAAAGCAUACUGUCAGUGCUAUUUAUCGCAUUAAUCUGCAUGGCUGCCACAGAUGUAAGCAUAUACCCUAGCGAGGAGAUGAGGACUCUUUCUCUCAGCGGUCAUGUGGGUUUCGACAGUCUUCCUGAUCAGCUGGUCAGCAAGUCAGUGAGCCAAGGGUUCAGCUUCAACAUUCUUUGCGUAGGUGAGACUGGCAUAGGCAAAUCUACGUUAAUGAACACGCUAUUUAACACAACCUUCGAGAAUGAAGAGGCCAGCCACUUCCAGAACGGGGUGCAUUUGCGUCCCAGGACUUACAGCCUGCAGGAAAGCAACGUGGAUUUACAGCUAACCAUUGUAGACACCGUGGGAUUCGGCGACCAGGUCAAUAAAGAAGAAAGUUAUAAACCUGUUGUGGACUACAUUGACGCUCAGUUUGAAAACUUCCUCGAAGAAGAACUUAAAAUUAAACGCUCCCUUUAUAACUACCACGAUUCACGCAUCCACAUCUGUCUGUAUUUUAUUGCUCCCACCGGUCACUCACUGAAAUCCCUGGAUUUAGUAACCAUGAAGAAGCUGGACAGCAAGGUCAACAUCAUUCCCAUCAUAGCGAAAGCAGACACUAUAUCUAAAAGCGAGCUACAAAAAUUUAAGAUCAAGAUCAUGAGUGAGCUUGUCAGCAAUGGCGUUCAGAUCUACCAGUUCCCGACAGAUGAUGAAGCUGUGGCUGAAAUAAACUCUUCUAUGAAUGCACACCUCCCUUUUGCUGUGAUUGGAAGCAGUGAAGAGGUUAAAUUUGGGAACAAAAUGGUGCGGGCCAGACAGUACCCGUGGGGUGUGGUGCAGGUGGAGAACGAGAGUCACUGUGACUUUGUAAAGCUGAGAGAGAUGCUAAUUCGUGUCAACAUGUUGGACCUGAGGGAGCAGACCCACGCUAGACACUAUGAGCUGUACCGCCGCUGCAAACUGGAGGAGAUGGGCUUCAAAGACACCGACCCUGACAGCGAACCCUUCAGUCUGCAGGAGACAUAUGUGGCCAAGAGGAGAGAAUUCAUCGGGGAGUUACAGCUCAAAGAGGAGCAGAUGAGACAGAUGUUUGUCAACAAAGUGAAGGAGACAGAAGCUGAACUAAAAGAGAAGGAGAGAGAGCUGCAUGAGAGAUUCGAGAUGCUGAAACGCACACAUCAGGAGGAGAAGAGGAACCUGGAGGAGAAGCGGAGAGAUUUAGAGGAGGAGAUGAACACCUUCAACAGGAGGAAAGUGGCUGCAGAAACCCUACAGUCUCUUCAAGGCUCCUCUGCCCUCAAAAAAGACAAAGAGAAGAAAACGUAAGCCUUUUUCCACCAUUUCAACCUCUGAGGCUAUCUGUUCCCAUCUCUGGUAGUCACCGUCUGUGAAUGAGACUGAUCUGUGUCUGCAUUCACAAGCGUCUGAGGUCUUUUUGUUUGUCUGAGUUGGCUGCCCGUCUUUGCCUCUUCUGGGCUCUGAUGCCAGGGCAGAGGAUGCUGGGAUAGAAGAGCUUCAGUGCUGUAAUAUUAGAGCACGCUAGACAGGAUCUUGGCAAGUUAAAGGAGAAAGAGAUAGAUGACACUAGUCGCCUGGUACUGCCAGCUGCCGGAUCAGCUUGUAUUUACAUUUUUUUGCACUCACUUUAAAUAAAAUGAGCUGUUUGCUUGAAAUAUGUCUUAGGUUGGUUGCCGGCGGAUAGUUAUUUUUAGAAUCUAGCUGAUGUUUAUUUUAUUAAACAUUUUCUUUACUUAAUUUUCAACCCAAGGAAGCAUCAGCAUCAUUAAAUUCUCAGUCAUUUCAGUCAGCUUGCCGUGCUUUCAGGUGACGGUUUAAGGGUUACUCCACCCCAAAAUGAGCAUUACCCCGCGUACCUCAAACCCGCAAAGGUUUUAUUCGUCUUCAUGACACAAAUUUUGGGGUGGAGUAACCCUUUAUAUGUAAAACAAGCACGACUCAGACAGUGAUGAUCCACUGAUGUAUAAUUGAUUCUUUUGGAUUUACAUUUUUAUUAAAGGGAUUGGGGUUCACCCCAGAAAUGAUAUCCUGUCAUAAAUUAUUCACCGUCCUGUUGUUCCAGACUUUCUUUUAUUGAACAUAAUAUGUUUUGAAAAGCAAUUCCGUAAAAUAGUAGUCUGUAAAGUGGAACUUGCAUAUGGGUGAAUAACUGAUGAGAGAAAUGUCAUUUUUGCAAGAACUGUCUCUUUAAGUAAACAUUAAGCUCUGUUUAAUAUUGUAUUGGUUUGAUUAAAACCAGUUCAUUCUCUCAUUGUCUUAAAUUAAUACAGAACUUGGCGAUAACUGGACUUUUAACAUAUAUUUUAGAUUUUUGUACAUGAAUGUAUUUUCCUCUAAACGGUUUUACAAGAUUUUGAAAAAAAUUCAUAAAAUGAAUAGUUUUAUAUUAACCAGAAUAAUUAUGAUAUUUUUACAUGUUAAUAUCUCUGCUGAUGUUAUGGCUUACCUCUGCUACACAAUUGCAAAUGUACAUUUUUCAGUACAAAAUAAAAAUACUUUCACAGUU